Messenger RNA from Papilio xuthus (Asian swallowtail), 2205 nucleotides. RefSeq names its product RNA polymerase II-associated protein spaghetti (gene spag). The coding region runs from base 30 to 1697 and encodes 555 amino acids. The transcript is spliced from 9 exons. Gene Ontology annotation, cellular component: protein folding chaperone complex. Gene Ontology annotation, molecular function: protein binding. The record is from RefSeq and is a predicted model, not a curated record. Lineage: Eukaryota; Metazoa; Arthropoda; Insecta; Lepidoptera; Papilionidae.
UAAAAGUAAUAGUUUUACUUUAAUAUAUAAUGCAAAAAGCGUUUGAGAUUCAGAAAAGCGUUCGAGAUAAUGCCAAGACUUUCCAAACAUAUCUAACAGAUUUGCAAACUUGGGAGACAGAAAUGAAACGUAAAGAGGCCGCGCUUAACGGUGAUUUUGUUAAGGAUUUGCCUCCUGUGAGAAGUAAAAUAAAAAGAGAGAGGCCAGUAGAAGUAAAGAAGAAGCCAGAAAAAAGGAUUGCUGCAUCGGACUACCAAGCAUGGGAAAAAUUUGAUGUUGAAAAAGCAUGUGAAGAAGUAGAUAUGGCUGAAAUCGGACCAGUGUCCUUAGAUAGCAAGAAGAGUGAAAAAGACAAGCAGGAGAAGCUUCGUGAAGAAGCACAGUAUGAAAAAGAGAGGGGCAAUGCAUUUGUUAAGGAAGAGAAAUGGGAUGAAGCGAUCAAAUGUUACAACAGAGCUAUUGAGCUGAUCAAAGAUGACGCUAUAUACUAUGCUAACAGAGGGCUGUGUUAUCUCAAGAAAGACAGUCUACAUCAAGCAGUGGCUGAUUGUACAGCAGCUCUCAACAUAGACCCCACAUAUGUGAAGGCAUUACAGCGUCGUGCCACCGCAAGAGAACGCUUGGGGUCUCUCCGUGCUGCAACCGCUGACCUCACUGAAGUCAUAUCUCUGGAGCCCCGGAAUACUGCCGCUAAGAAACAACUAGAAGCUAUCAAGAUACGUAUGGGAACUAAAGGAUCUAAAUCAAAGUCAUCGCCGAACGCAGAACAAAACAACUGCCCAAAGACUCCAAAGAUUGUAGAGUUGGGUAAUAGACCAACUCUUGAUACAACACCCGCGAAGACUGCUUUGGAGAAGUGGAAGACGGGUGAAGGAGAAGACAUUAAUGUUAUGAAGCCAGUGAAGAAACCACCACAUUUGAGGUCUAAGAGAGCCUUAAAAACUAUAACCAUAGAAGAAAUAACUUUAGGCAAAAAAUGUUCAGAGAAACCUGCAACUCGUAUGAAAAUCAUAGAAAUUGAUAAUCAAGCUCAAGGUGAUAGCAACACUAUUGAUUCAAAUAAAACCAAAGUGACAAAAGUUAGUGGGAAGACAAAAGAUAAGAUUGAAGACGGAGACUCAAACAUAACUUCGGAAUCUAUAAAGAUAAAAGAUGAAAAUGUAAAAGAUAAAGUAGAAAAUGAAGAUAACAUAAUUGCAGAAUCUUUGAAGAUAAAUGACUUAAAGGUAAAAGAUAAGAUUGGAGAUGGAGAUUCAAAUGUAACUCCGGAAUCUUUAAAGUUGAUUAUUGAUGAGGUGACAUCGGAAAAGGAGUGCAUUCGGGAUUUAGUGCCCCCGGUCAAUAGUGUGCAAUUUAUGGCAGAAUGGAAGAAUUUAAAAGGAAAUAAUACAGCUAGAAGCAAAUAUAUGAGUAUAAUUGAACCGACAAAAAUACCAUCAAUCUUUGAGAAUGCUUUAGAAAGUGAUGUAUUGUCCGAGAUUCUUCAGAUUUUGUCACAAGAUAUGGAAGUGUUUAGCGAGAAAACUGUAACCGCAUAUCUGAAAGGAUUGGUCAGAGUUAAAAGGUUUUCCGCUUUAGCAAUGUUCCUCUCUACUACAGAUAAACAAUGUCUGAACAAACUAUUGGAGCAUUGCAAAAAUGUGGAGAAAUCUGCCGAAGAAGAUAUUCUUGAUCUGAAGAACAAAUUUGAACUUUAAUUUACUUUAAAUAAUAAACUUUAGUUUUUUUUUAAUUUACCCUUGAUUUCCACUAUUGAAAACAUAUUGCAAAGGAAGUGACUGUGGGUUUUCUGAGACGCAAAUUCCUGUUUAAAACUAUAUCUAUGCUUUAUACAGAGAUUUUAGUCUCCAAAACCUACGUAAAGAAGGUCACUGACCUCAAUAUUACACUGGACAGGCUAUAUGUGAAGUAUUUUGUGCCAACUUGAUUUUCACCAUUUUGAUGCUGACAUGUGUGUUGGAAACAUAAACUAAUAGAAAAAGCAUUAGCCAACAGUAACUUCGAUUGGCAUUUUUAAGCUGAAAAGAAGCAAACUUAUUUUUAAACCACAUCUGUCCUUCGGAUGUCUGGAGGUCAGUAGUUUGAGUUUCAACAGUGGAAACCCACGUUUAAAUUGCAAUCGAUUCAAAUUCUGUUUUGUCAUUGAACAGGAUAAUGUAGUUCAAGGAAUAGUCCGUUUAUUUAAUAUAAAAUAAUAUAAAUAUU